Molecule: messenger RNA, 3279 nt
Organism: Hymenoscyphus albidus
Lineage: Eukaryota; Fungi; Ascomycota; Leotiomycetes; Helotiales; Helotiaceae
Source: the annotation of a GenBank genome assembly
CCCAGAUUCAAGCUGCCUCACAACUUUCUCACGACCCAAGCUCCAACUGCGCAUCUCUCUCCAUGACGGACCUUACUCCUCUCCUUGACGAGCUUCUCAAAAGCCAUGAUGCUAAACCAAUGACAAGUCCAUCUUUGACUCUCCAGAACAUUGACGAAUUCCAGAAGGAGGCAUAUCGCAUUGUUGGUACCUUGGAUGCCACAGUAUAAACCGUUCUAACAUCUUGUUUAGAACUCCCACAUUGCCUCACUCAAUGCGUACCUCAAAAAAAUAAGACAGUCAUAUCUUUCUACUGCGCCGCCACCACGAAGGACGAGACUCGCUACGAAUGAGAAACAAUGGCCCUUCUUGACAGAUCGCCAAAGAGAGGAGAUUGAUGCCGAGACGAAACAGUUAUUACGAGAACUAAACGCCAGUAUUCGACAUUUGGCAGAUGCUGAGCAAUUGCGACAGGAUACUGAGAGGACACUUUCGCGAGAGAAGUUUGCACGAUUGGGGUUAGGAUCUCUAGGGAAAUGGGCCGCAGGAGGGGCAGGACAAACUAAGUCCUCGGAUCAGCAACUCGAAGAGGCGAGAGCGAAUGCGAUUAGUGGACAUCGAGAAAGUGUUCUAUGGUACUUGCGACAGAAAUUGCAAGAAUGCGGAGGGAUUCAGGCAUCGAUGAUGGAGAAACGAAUACUUCGAGAAGUGGAAAAGAAUAAGAGUGUGCUUGCGAAUUCCAAGCUGCAUAUGCCAGAAUUGGGAGGAUUUGAAAAUGCUGCAGCGGUACCUUCAUCAAGCUACAAAUCAAGUGCCGCUCUGCCUAUGGAAACCCAGCAGAUGGAUCCAGAGACAGAAUUGUCGCAGGAGCAGGUACAAAUGUUUGAACAGGAGAAUCAGGAUAUGUUGAGACUUUACGAGAGUAAAUUGGAUCAAGUUAGGUACGUGGCAGGAUUGUCUCGACGAGAGCUAGAGUUGACACAUUUCCAGAACUGCCGAGAAAUCGCUUGUAGAAAUAUCGGAGCUCCAAACACAGCUUGUCAACAAUCUUGCUACGCAAUCCGAGUAUAUCUCUCAGUUGGUGGAAGACUCUUUGCUAACGACGGAAAAUGUGGGAGGUGGAAACAAACAACUCAAGAAAGCAGCGGAGCGUAAAAGUACGGCCAAGUACGUCUUUUACGCAUCGUGUGGAUUGAGUCUAUUCCUGGUGGUGUGGGAUUUAGUCAUUUGAGAUUAUACUCGAGUACUGAUGGUUGUUGUUUUCUGAAUACUCUGGAUCCAAUACUCUAACUGCCUUUUUGCAUUUUGCAUGUGAGUGCCAACAUCCCCUCGGAUGCUGGCACAGGCACUGCAGAGCAGGUGGGUACGGGGGCUCGUGAUGAACUUCUAUCCAGGUUCAGGCAGUAAGGAGCACAUGCUACGGUAGCAGUAAGAUUUUACAGUAUGAUUUCAUGAAUCGUAAGUCUUGUCAGCUCGUGGAGAACCCUAAGCAGGCUCAAGCUUGAAACUCUACAAGUACCUCGGCGUAGCUGCUAUGACGGUCGAUCCACCAUCCAAGCAGAAGCGGUGCAUUACUAAAAAAUAAUAUAUAAGAUGCGACUUGCCUUGCGUGACUUGGAACUUUCCCGGAAAGGCAGCAAAGUCAGCCCACUUCUUUCCCCAGGCCAACCCCAACUGCAGCUAGCACUCACUUCCCCGAACGCGCCCAGGCCAGCAUACCCGCAGCGUCCCGCAUACAGUGACUCCACCGCUUUCCAUACGCCCCCCUAGCUAUGGCACCCUCAAACGAGCAUCAAAACACUGCCAAUACUGCGGCAUCUCCAAAUAAUCCUGCACCACCACCUCCCUCGUCAUAUAAAAAGUCGUCCUCGCCCGUCUCCCGACUGCAAACCAUAUCCGCACACAUGUCUUCAUCCACCUCCACCAGUUUCUCGGCCGAUGCCGUUCCUCAAGCUCCAGAAGAUCCCCUCUUCGGGCUGAUGGCUGCAUAUCGAGCUGAUACCUUUGACAAAAAAGUCGAUCUCGGGAUUGGCGCUUACAGAGGUGACGAUGCAAAGCCCUGGGUUCUACCAGUGGUCAAGAAGGUACAACUCCAUUGGCAAAAAAAUUCCAAUUCAUCAUUGACUAAUUGCCGCCACUAGGCCGACGAGAUUCUUCGAAAUGACCCCGCCUUGAACCAUGAAUAUCUCCCAAUUGCCGGUCUUGCAAGCUUCACAUCUGCAGCUGCAAAGCUCAUCCUGGGCGCCGAUUCCCCAGCUCUCGCCGACAAACGAGUCUGCAGUCUCCAAACCAUCUCUGGCACAGGUGCCGUUCAUCUCGGAGCUCUGUUUCUCUCCAAAUUCUUCCCAGUCAAAGCAACUGCCUACUUCAGCAACCCAACAUGGGCCAAUCACUUCCAAAUCUUCUCCAACGUCCAACUUGCGCACUCCACUUACCCAUAUUUCUCCGCCUCCACAAAGGGUCUUGACUUUGACGGAAUGAAAAAGGCCAUCGGCAAAGCUCCAGACCGUAGUAUUAUCCUCUUACACGCCUGUGCACAUAACCCCACCGGAGUGGACCCCACCCAGGAGCAGUGGAAGGAACUGGCCGUGCUGAUUCGAGAGAAAUCCCACUUCCCAUUCUUCGACUGCGCAUACCAAGGUUUCGCCUCGGGAGAUCUUGCAAAGGACGCCUGGGCAGUUCGUUACUUUGUUGAGCAGGGCUUCGAGCUUUGCAUCGCUCAAUCCUUUGCCAAGAACUUUGGUUUGUAUGGUGAGCGGGCUGGAUGUUUCCAUUUCGUGACUGGUCCCGGAACGGAUUCCCAGGCUACUAUUGGACGUAUUGCUUCCCAGCUUGCUAUUUUGCAGCGUUCGGAGAUCUCGAAUCCUCCUGCAUAUGGUGCUAGAAUUGCGGGGUUGGUGCUGAAUGAUGAGGCGCUGUUUGCGGAGUGGGAGGAGAACUUACGGACGAUGUCCGGAAGAAUUAUCAGCAUGCGAAAGGCAUUACGGAGUAAACUUGAGGAGCAAGGUACACCGGGUACUUGGAAUCACAUCACGGAUCAGAUUGGCAUGUUCUCCUACACUGGUUUGUCGGAGAAGCAGGUCUUGGAACUUCGUAGUACGGCGCAUGUUUAUAUGACCAAGAAUGGUCGUAUAUCGAUGGCGGGUCUGAACACGGGGAAUGUCGACUACUUUGCUAAGGCGGUUGAUAAGGUCGUGAGGGAUUCUCUGUGAGGAGAUCGGCGACUGUAGUACGAUUUUAUGAUAGGAGAGCCUAGAGCUUAAACUCCAUUCAAUGAAAAUUAACAAGGAUGAAGAUUCA